GAUAAAAUAGCAGUUAGCAAUUUAUUUGAUUUACCCACAGUGGAAGAAGAGGAAAGAACUUGUCUUAAAUCAGUUUGCAGCAUCUUUGGAACAUCAAUCUUAGCCGUAUAUGUUGGUUGUGAUUAAUGCUGGCGCUGUGCUGUUUUGGAGAACGAGAGACACACCUUUACAUCUGCAGUUUACACCUAUUAAGGAGGAGUAUUCAUUGAGAUUUUUUGCACAAGUGUAAUGCCUGCUAAAGGACAGAUACAGUAACCGUAACUCUACAUACGUCGACCUGGGAGGAGAAUAUAUAACACCAUGGACCUACAGUCUCACAGAGGGUCUUCUGAUGUUCCCUGAUAUAUAAUAUUAAUUAAAUCUGUUGCAGUAAAAAAAAAAGUGGUUGCUGCGAAGAAUUAGUAAGGGAAGGUGUCCACCAAGCAUGGAUAUUUCAACAGGGGACAUCCAGCAGGUCCUUUCCAUUGACCAAAUUCGUUCCAUCCGGGCCAAUAAUGAUUAUGUGGAGCGACCUACUGUUUCAUUUAUGCAAACCUGGUCUAACCCUUCCCUAUCCCAACAUGCUGCCAAGCAAGAGUGGCCUCAUGAUCAUCUGGUAUCCUACAAUCAUCAGGAUCUACAUCGCAGCCAAAGUCAUCAACAUCCUUCACAACACCUUUCACAUGAUCUAAGCCAUUCCAGUACAAUAAGUUCAGUUUCUCGAAGUACCACUGCUUCGGAUCAAAGACUUUUAACUGGAAUAACACCAUCUCAAUCAGGGCACUCACUUAUGAGGACACAACCCAAAGAUGGUGACCCUAAACAAGAUGAGUUUAUCAAAGGAAUAAUGGAGAAACCUAACAGAUAUGUAGGUCACCUCUUUAUCUGUGAAGAGUGUGGUCGUUGCAUAUGUGAUGAAUGUACACAAGUUCGGAACCUUCCAUCUUGUUGGGUUUGUGAUCAGCGGUGCCUGUGCUCUGCAGAUAAUGUAAUUGAUUAUGGAUCUUGUCUCUGUUGUAUCAAGGGCCUCUUCUAUCAUUGCUCUACUGAUGAUGAGGACAACUGUGCUGAUAACCCUUGUUCUUGUAGUCAGGGAUCCUGCUGUGCCCGUUGGGCAGCAAUGAGCUUCCUUUCCUUCUUUAUGCCCUGUUUAUGCUGCUAUCUUCCUGCCAAGGGUUGCCUGAAGCUCUGUCAGAAAGGCUAUGACAAAGUAAAAAGACCUGGAUGCCGAUGUGAGAAUCAUACUAACACUGUCUGCAGGAAAAUAUCCUCAUCAAGUGGCACACCAUUCCCAAGGCCUUUUGAUAAGCCUGUAUGAUCCGCAGGUCAAUGUUGGAUGUAAUCCUUAAUCCUUUUCUUCUUUACUUCUUCUUGCUGUGCUCACUUUUUCACUGGUGCCAGUGACAGUGAAAGCCUUACCAAGACCCCAUCAACACCUGAGAAAUGUAAGAAGGGUUUGAUUUCCAGUUAUGCAUACAAAUUGCCCCGAAAGAGACAUAAUCAAUAACACAGAGAGAAAGAGACACUUUCUAAACACCACUCCCUUCUGAAACAGCUUAAACAACUGAUUGGUAGAAUGACCUCUCUCCUACUACUCUUGUGGCAUUGUUGAUCACAGCGUUAUCAGGAAAUACUAUGAAUUCAGGUUGAUCCUGAUAUUUUUCUCUUACAAAUGUAGCUGACCAAAAGACUGUCAGUGCUUGGCACCAUGGCACAUGCCAAGAAAAUAGCCUGUUUUGCCAUCAUGAAGAUAAAAAUCUAAAGAAUUGUCACAGUCAAUGCACCCCGACGUUAUUUGAAGAGAUCACGGAAAAUUGGAAAUAUACACUUCCUGCAUUUUUUUUUAGAAAACAAUGAAACAAGAAUAACUGUGCAACGUACAACAAAUGGUAGAAGGGUCCCGUCAGAUGUAAAAAAAUAAAAAAAGGAACUUUCCAGUUGAUUUUGAGAAGAUGCUUGGAUUUAUUAUAUGGAUUAAAAAAAAAAAAUCAGUUUAAACCUUGAGUGCACCAUUUAAUGGGAAGCUAGAAAAAUAUUUUGUAUUAUUCAUUUCAAAUUGAAAAAGAGAUCUAUAACAUAUCAACUAGGUAAAAAUACAUUUUGUCACCUAGGAAAAUAUGAUGUAAACCAAAGAAGAUUUUUUUUUUUUUGCAUGGCUACAUUGUCUCUUCUUUCUGUCUUAAACUUUCUAGUGCCACCCUUUGGUUUUCAGCCGAAAUUACUCAGGUGGCAAUCCCAAUGAAUGCCAGGUAUGUCAAUGCAUUGCCCAUCUCUCUGCCACUCAAAGUGCUCAACCCACACCCUACCCCUCUGUUAACUAUCAAGUGUGUCAUACUGGAGGUGAUUUUUACCUAGUUGAUUAAUUUAUUUUGUAUUUCGCUUCUGAAGAAGAACUUUUUUUUGGUAAGGGUUCAUUUUAAUUAUCUCUCCCCGUGUCUAAAACUAAGGGGAAACUAUACCAAUGCUGCAAAUUGAUUGCUCUUUUACAGGUGCAUAUUACAUCAUUUAAGAGUUAUGAGAUUUUGUGUCAAUUGAGGAUAACAGGUAUUUAUAAUUAGGCACUGCUGCAUUGAGGUCCUCGUUGACUUCAUAUACUGCAAUGCUGAAACUUGCACUGUUGCACUUCAUAAUAACGAACAAUAGGCAAACACAUAGGUAUCAAGGUGCUAUAACCUUUUGAGUGUCAGAAGGGUAAACAAUGCUUUAACAGAUCCUGCUGGAGACUGAAAUACAAUGUUUAAAUCAAUAUCUCCACCUGUGCCAAUGAGCAUUUUGGAAAAUGAUUGUUAAAUUAAAUUAGGGAACAUUCAGUAUAAUGAAGUACAAAAAUUGGAUUUAAAUGUAUUUAAUACGAAGAUAAUUUGCCAGUUUUACAAUUAUCGUUGUCAAUGCUUGAAAUGUGUAUAAGAAAAGAAAAAUGAAU
Pelobates fuscus (common spadefoot toad) is the source of this 2902-nucleotide messenger RNA. It is a transcript of the gene SPRY3, whose product is annotated as sprouty RTK signaling antagonist 3. The record is from RefSeq and is a predicted model, not a curated record. Gene Ontology annotation, biological process: negative regulation of fibroblast growth factor receptor signaling pathway; animal organ development; negative regulation of MAP kinase activity. NCBI's taxonomy places the organism in Eukaryota, Metazoa, Chordata, Amphibia, Anura, Pelobatidae. Bases 425 to 1297 code for a protein of 290 amino acids. The transcript has 2 exons. Gene Ontology annotation, cellular component: cytosol; membrane.